Trypanosoma conorhini is the source of this 2379-nucleotide messenger RNA. RefSeq names its product putative inorganic polyphosphate/ATP-NAD kinase, putative,poly(p)/ATP NAD kinase. The transcript has a single exon. Lineage: Eukaryota; Euglenozoa; Kinetoplastea; Trypanosomatida; Trypanosomatidae. Gene Ontology annotation, molecular function: NAD+ kinase activity. Bases 1 to 2379 code for a protein of 792 amino acids. Gene Ontology annotation, biological process: NAD+ metabolic process; NADP+ biosynthetic process. The record is from RefSeq and is a predicted model, not a curated record.
AUGCUCCGUCGGGUCUUCCUGUCGCUGUGCUACAGUGUACCGCAGCUUUCCCGCGUCGGUAUAUUUCCGCUGCAUUUGGAUCCGCCUACUGCCCAGCACCGAGAGAUCUUCCGGCUGCUGAUUGGUGACACGACCCCCGAUCGCUGCAACGCCGGCCGCGAUGGAGGUGGUGGUGGUGGUCCGCGCUACGGCAACGGCCCCGGGCAGCUGGUGGGCUCGCUCUGCUGCCUCGAAUCCCUUGCGGAGAGCCUGAAGAAGAGCGAGUGUGUGCCCUUCGAACACCUCAUUUUGGUUCCCAACACACGCUUUCCCAUCACUCUGCGUCUCUCGACGCACCUUGCCGCCAUGACAACGCUUGUGGCGCGCGGCCUCCCCCGCGUGCACGUGGACUUCACUGCGCUUGAGAACCCAGACGAGGACAUGCCGUGCGUGUACGAGUUGACGCAGCGGUACAGCAACAGCACGCUCGUGCACUGGCUGCAGGACGCACAUGAGAUGCAGAGGUGGGCCCAUUUUAGUGACGUGAGGCUGCAUGUGCCGCUCUUGCUGUUGCAGACGGUGAGCUUUUCUGUCAGCAUGCUGGGUAAGCCGCGCGACGCACGGUUUGAGAAGAAGUAUGCCUCUAGCGUCUUUGGGGCGUUGGGCGCGCCAGAGGGGGCGGCGGCAGCGCGGCAGCCGCCGUUGCAGGGACGGCCUCCGCAGGAAAAAACCAGCGACGAUGCCGCGUCGCCCGCUAAAGCGGAUGACAACGCUCGUGACAGCCACGACGACACGGCCGGCGGUGCUGGCGACUGCGGCGGUCAGGGCCGUACUUCGCCCCGCUGGGUGCACGGGGGCAACGGCGACGAGGAGGUGGAGAUGAGCAGGUCAUACUUAAGUUCCUCAGGCUCGUCGUGGCUGGCGUCGUCGCACAACGUGCCUUUGCUGCUGCAGCCUUCCGACCUCACGGACCGCGUCACCGGCGGCGGGCGAAGCCCCGGCGCGAGGGAGCUGGAAAGCACCCUACAGAGCAAAGGCGAGGCUGGCGGCAGGGCGGGUGGCGCCCCUGGCGAUGCGGGAAAGACGGUGCGGGGCGCGAGUGGUGAGGCGACCGCGGCGACGCAAGCAGACGGCGCCGCAGACGCCAGUGGGGGGCCGCCGUCGACGAGGGAGGCGAAUGAGUGCGGCUACGAAGACAUGGUCGAUGAGUUCGAGAGCCUGAGCCUCUCCUCGGACGCCAUGCCAACCCGCCUCAAGGUCCGCCACCUCGUCGAGGAGCUCUUUUCUACGCACCACGGCAUGGAAUGCGCCCCCAGCCGUCCUGCCACCGCCACUGCCGCCUCGCCGCACGUUGAGGUGCACACUGUUCACCGCUGCACCGGGGCCGACGUGCGCCAGGCGCUCUGGGAGCGUGAAGUGGACCCGGCACUGCUGCUCACGGAGCCGGUGCAUCGCUACAUCACUAGCCAUGGCCUCUACCACGACUACCGCAAGGGCAACUACCCGAACAUGGCCCAGGUGCAGCAGUUCAGCAGUGGCAGCAGCCGCAGCAGCAGCUCGAGUGCUUGGCGAAGAGGCAAAGUGCAGUCAAUUGGCCCCUCUGCUACUUUGUCUUUUCCUGGUCUCAUACCGAGACUAGAGCUGCACUAUGAGGCGAGCAACCUGCUCGCCUGCGAGUACUACGAUAAGCUUAAAUCGUUUGAGUCACCCGUGGAUGAGGAGCCGGAUCUUAUAGUGCCAAUUGGCGGCGAUGGCUACAUGAUGCAUUGCAUCCGAAACAACUGGGACCGUUUUAUUCCCUUUUUUGGGGUGAACGCCGGGCACGUGGGGUACCUGCUGAAUGAUCCUGCCACCCUGGGCGAGCUCUUCUCCGCCCCGCUGAAGCUGCACAGCACGAUCAUGCUCUACUGCCUCGCCGAGAAGGACACGGAGUCCGGGGAGAAGGUGCUGCUCUCACACUUGGCCUUCAACGAUGCCUGGGUGGAGCGCUCCAGCGGGCAAACCGCCCACAUCCGCAUUCUCGUGAACGGCGAGGAGCGCAUCCACUUGCGCGGCGACGGGGUGUUGGUGUCGACUGCGGCCGGCAGCACGGCGUACUGCCAGGCGCUCGGCGCGUCGCCGGUCCCCGUCGGGGCGCCGCUGAUCCAAGUCGUGGGCAGCAACGUCGUCUCCCCGGCGCAGUGGCGGCCGACGCACCUCAACCAGGAGGACCAGGUGGAGCUGGAGGUGACGGAUAGCUUCAAGCGCCCCUGCCGCUGCUUCGUGGACUCCGUGGACGUCGGCAACGUCACGCGCAUGCUGGUGCGCUCGAGCCGAGCCGCGGGGGUCGCGAUCGCCUUCACGAGCAGCUGCGACCUCCAGCAGAAGCUGUACCAGAUGCAGUUUCCAAAGUCCAGGUGA